AUGAGCCGACAUCAUCAGAAACGACGUCGACAAUCACCCCCUUCGACAAUAAUAUACGUUCCAGAUCGAGAUUCUGACACGAAUAUACCACCAAGGCAAACUGAACGACAUGAAAAACCCUGCCUGACAUGGUUAAAACUAGCUCUUGGUGCACUUAUUCCUCUAGCCAUAGGCAUUUGUACUGUUGUUAUAACUGUGCAACAACAACAGAAUGAAGAUCGACGUUUUCAACAAACACAAGAUAACGAAUAUCGCCGACGUGAACAAGAUCAGCAACAAGCGGAUAAUCUUCACUAUCAAAAUGUAUACAACCAUUAUAUCAUAGACAUUUCAAAUUCUAUCUUUAAACAGCAAAAUCAAACAACAACAUUCGUCGAUAACCGCUCACGUCUUGAUUACAUUCGUAGUCAAACUCUAACAACUUUAGUUGAUUUAGAUUGCCAGAGAAAGACAUGGCUCUUUGAAUUUCUCCACGAAAAUCAACUUCUCCCUAGUUCUCUUCAAUCAACAUCGAUGAAUCUCCAAAACACCAAUUUCUCCUGUAUUACAUUGAAGGAUACAAUCUCAAAAAAAUUUGUAUUCAACGGCUUGGUAUUGUCAUCAGUUGAUUUGAACGAUGCAUCUUUCAUUAAAUGUCUUUUUCUAGACUGUGUUGAUUUUAGAGGCUCAUCAAUGGCGCACAUCAACUUGAUACAAUCCAGUUUUUAUUGUUUUAAUGGAACAACUUUAUUUGAACGUGCUAUGCUAUCACACGCUAAUUUCUAUCGUGUAUUUCUAUAUAAUGUUAGUUUUGACGAAGCAGAUCUGACCUACGCAAAUUUCACUUCAGCUGUAUUUAACGGAAAAAUUGUUUUGACUGGAGCAGAUUUAGCGUUUACAACUUUUAAAGACGUCAUUGUAGAAGAUUCAUUUUCUAUGAUUAUUACUAAUGCAAAUAUGACCGGUGCUUCAUUCCUAGAAGAUAAAUCGCUUAUUAAAGCAAUGUCCCAAGGUCUAAUAGACAUAAUGAAUGUAAUUUUACCGAACGGUACGUGGCUGUUGAAUGAAACGAUGAAUUGGAUUAAAAAUGGAAAUGCAGAAACAAAUUGUACAUCAUUAGAUAUUCCCAACUGGCAGGAAUUAUCUUCAUCACCUGAUAGAAUCCUACCAACAUUAUCUGUAAUUCAUCUCAACGCGUCGGUAAACAGUUCGUUGGGAAGUUAUAGUUUUAAUUUCACUGCGGCGGCCACUGCCAAACCUGUUUCUUUGGCUCGUUGGAUCUCUUUUAGUGGUAUCUCAAAGUUUAUUCAGAGUUCCGAAGCUGAAUGUCAUUUAUCGUUUGAUAUUAAUUGUCAAGGUGGUGUUAUCCAAGUACGUUUAUAUUCUUUCACAUCUUCACCCAACUUUCCCAAACCCUCAGGUAAGAUAAUUGUUGCAAAUAAUGGUCAAACUUUUUAUAAAGAUUCAAGCGACUGUCCAGGUAAUCUUAAAUGGAGUACAACAGGAAUAACAGUUCUUGGUAAUGGUUAUGGUAUAGGUCCAGAUCAAUUACAAUUUCCUCAUGGACUAUUUAUCGAACCUAAAACACAAAUAUUAUAUGUUGCUGAUGUUUCUAGCAAUCGAGUGCAAAAAAUGUAUCCAAAUGGUAAAAUAGAAACUGCAGCUGGUCAAGCUAAUGGUGAUGCUGGGUCAACAUCAGACAAAUUGAAUGGUCCCAGAGAUAUUUUUGCAGAUGAAAAUGAAAAUGUUUUUGUUGUUGAUGAGGGUAACCAACGAGUCCAGUUUUGGGAGAAAAAUGCUAAAAGUGGAAAAACGGUGGCGGGUAAUGGAACCAGUGGUUCAGCAUUAAAUGAAUUUAGUUAUCCAUUUGGUCUUGUACUCGAUUCGAAGAAAAAUAUAUUAGUUGCCGAUAUGCAAAAUCAACGUAUAAUAAGAUGGUCAUCUGUAUAUGAUCCAAGAACAUCGACUGGGACGAUCGUAGCAGGUGGUAAUGGUCAAGGUAUGAAUCCAUACCAAUUGAACAAUCCAAUUGGUUUAUAUUUAGAUGAACCAAAUAAUAAUUUAUAUAUAUCAAACGAAGAAUCCCAUUCAGUAACACAAUGGAAUAUGGAAGCUUACGGAGAUAAGAAUAUAUAUGCUGGUAUACCGGGAAGACCUGGUAAUAGUGCAGCUCAAUUAAAUGGUCCUCAAGGUGUAAUUCUUGAUAAAUAUGGAAAUCUAUAUAUCGCUGACUGUACAAAUAAUAGAAUACAAAUGUUUUGUCCAAAUGCUGUAUUUGGAAUUACAAUUGCCGGGACCGGUCGCGUUGGUAAUGGCAGUAAUGAAUUAUAUUUUCCUCGUGAUGUAGCAUUUGAUUCAGAAAUGAAUUUAUAUGUUACAGAUACAUAUAACUAUCGUAUACAAAAAUUCGCAAGAAUACAAUAA
Messenger RNA from Adineta steineri, 2403 nucleotides. The record is from the annotation of a GenBank genome assembly. Lineage: Eukaryota; Metazoa; Rotifera; Eurotatoria; Adinetida; Adinetidae.